This is a messenger RNA of Diplodia corticola, 2265 nucleotides long. RefSeq lists its product as uncharacterized. The record is from RefSeq and is a predicted model, not a curated record. NCBI's taxonomy places the organism in Eukaryota, Fungi, Ascomycota, Dothideomycetes, Botryosphaeriales, Botryosphaeriaceae. Bases 1 to 2265 code for a protein of 754 amino acids. The transcript has 3 exons.
AUGAGUACGGCUACAGACUCUGCAUCGACCUUGUUCGAUGUCUACUGCGGUGUCUGGACCAACUGGUCCAGAGGGCGUGUCCUCGGCGCCACCCUCACACUCAGCCGCGACGACGGCAACCUGCUCAUCGCCUUCAUCGCAUUCUUCAUUACCAUUGUGGGCACCCGGUUAUGGAGGAUUCUCUGCUUUGCAUUUCACUCGGCCUUUUCAUCGGACACGCCGAGAGACGCACUUCACCACCAGCGACAAGCGCUCCUCCGAAACUCGGGGACAGCGCUAUCAGGACUCAUCACUCUGACCGAACUGCUCUGGGCAUGGCGCCGUAGCGCCAAAAACCUUUACAUUCGCAUCCUGCCCAUCAUGGCUUGCACGGCGCUGUUUGCAUGCGCCUUCACCGUUGCGAGCGGCUUUUCGUCCAGAGUCACGACAUCCGUCGGCAACGAAGUGCUGCUUUCGGGAGCCAACUGCAAGGUGGAGAACACUUCACUGGUUCUGUCUGCCGAGGACCGCGAACUCUUGUUCGAGCCGUAUGAUGCCAGAAACGUCGGAGCGGCAUCCGACUAUGCGCAGCAGUGCUACUCCGCCUCGACCACCGGCUCGCUGGAAUGCAGCACCUACAUCAAGAAGCGGCUGAAAACCUCGGCCGUGACAAACGCAAGCUGCCCGUUCCAGCCAGGCACCUGCCGCAGCGAGAACUCGGCUCUGCUUCUCGAUACGGGCCUUCUUGACAGUAACGACGACUUCGGCCUCAACGCCCCUUCCGACCAGCGCUUCCAAUACCGGCGCGUGCUUCACUGCGCACCGCUGGCCACCGAAGGCCUCAAGAGCCAAUACAACCUCUCCUCGGACCGAUCCUUCACCCGCUACCACUUCGGCCCCACCAGCGCCCACAACUUCACCUACGAGUACUCCAACGACGCCAUCUGGGAAUCCAAGCGCCUCAAAAGCACCAACGCCGUCCGGGACUACACCAUCGGUGUCCUCCAAGCCUCCUUCAGCAACGGCACCCUCUCCCAGACCUCAGACUGGACCCCGUCCCCCUCCCUCGCCGCCCCCCACCCCAACGCCGACAUCCUCCUCUUCUUCCUCUCCGCCAACGCCAUCGUCUUCGCCCAAAACACGACCGACGACUGGUACCGCGCGACCCACAUCGCCGGCCGCAUCCACCGCGGCGACGGCGACUCCAUCUCCGUCUUCGCCCAAGACGAGCCCGCGUCGCCGCUCGGCUGCGUCCAGCAGGAGCAGCUGUGCAACCCGCACGCCGGGCGCUGCACGCCGCUGGCCGGGAGCGACGCCGUGUACGACGUCGCCGCGUCGUCGCUGUUCGGCGACGACCAGGACCGCGUCGACGCCUUCACGUGGGCGUUCGAGGGCGGCCUCGAGACGGCGCUGCUGCACCUCGUCGUGCGCAUGCUGGCGACGCGCUCGCUGCAGUCGAAAUACAGCCUCACCAACGGCAUGCAGGGCCCCGUCGCCGCGAACCAGUGGCAGCUCGACGUCCAGGCCUGGCACGACACGGUGCUCGCGGUCGUGCAGGAGGCUUUCGUCGCGACGGCGCGCGGGCCGGCGGCGGCGGCUGUCGACGCGGGCGUGGAGGAGGAGGAGGAGAUGUUUGCGGGGCCGGACACGCGCGCUGCGAGGGGGUUGUGUGCGAAUCAGAAAAUCCGCAGCACAGCCUUCGUCUCCUUCAACCUCCUCGGCCUGACCCUCAUCCUCUCCCUCGGCGCCCUCGUCAUCCUCGUCUCCGCCGUCCUCGAGCCGCUCGUCGGCUGCGUUCAACGUCGCCGGCACUGCGGGAAAACCAGGUCCGGCGGCGGCGGCGGUGGCGGCGGCGGCGGUGGUGGUGACUCCUCGGCCCUGUACGCCCGCCUCGAGUGGAGCGCCACCGAGACGCUGCAGCUGCAGCGGCUCGCCCACGAGGAGUUGGGCUUCGGCGGGAAGUGGACGCGCGGCGCCGAGGCGGUGCCGGUGGCGGAGGGGGAUGAGGUGUUGGCGGUGUUGGAUUUGAGGGAGGUGGGGCAUCCGAGGUUGUUGGGGAGGGGUGAUGAUGGUGGUGGUGGUGAAGGGGAUGGUUUGGAUGGGGGGAGAGGAGAGGAAAAGGUGGACGGGGGGAAGGCGGGUGGUGAGCGGCGGGGGGAGGGGAUGAGGGUGACUGUUGUGCGGCAGGGGACGGACUCGACGUCGUUUUCGGAUGCGUCCCGGGAGUCGGCUUUGGGGAGGAUGAGUGAUGUCUCUCCGAUUGGGGCGGGGGAGAGGGAAGUGUAG